Molecule: messenger RNA, 2814 nt
Organism: Nothobranchius furzeri (turquoise killifish)
Lineage: Eukaryota; Metazoa; Chordata; Actinopteri; Cyprinodontiformes; Nothobranchiidae
Gene: acadl
Product: acyl-CoA dehydrogenase long chain
Biological process (GO): long-chain fatty acid catabolic process
Molecular function (GO): long-chain fatty acyl-CoA dehydrogenase activity; flavin adenine dinucleotide binding
Source: RefSeq, a predicted model, not a curated record
GCGUGAAGGUUUCAUCACAGGAUCCUUUCUCGGUCUCAGUGCUUUUGACGGACGUGGUGGUGUAGUAGGAAGAUGUUCCGUAAAAAGAUCGUCAAACUCUCUGUUUUUGGACUUAAAAAUGUCUCAGGACGAGGACAGGUGCUGUCUGCGGCAGUUUUCAGAAAUCAGCACAGCAAGGCUGAGCAACAUGGGCAGCCCACUUCGAUCCGGCCAGAGACCUCUACUGCCAAGACCUUGAUGGACAUUGGUACCCGCCGGAUCUUCAACGAGGACCACGAUAUCUUCAGGCAAAGUGUCCGGCGCUUCUUCCAAGAGGAGGUUGUCCCUUACCACCAUGAGUGGGAGAAGGCAGGUCAAGUGAGUAGAGAGGUGUGGGAGAAAGCUGGGGAGCAAGGCCUGCUGGGAGUAUCGAUACCAGAGGAGCAUGGUGGUAUAGGUGGAGAUGUGUUUUCUUCAGCUAUCACCUGGGAGGAGCAAAUGUAUAGCAACUGUUCUGGUCCGGGUUUUUCUUUGCACUCUGACAUCAUCAUGCCUUACAUCGUCAAAUACGGCAGCAAGGAGCAGAUUGAGUGUUUUGUUCCGAACAUGACUGCUGGGAAAUGCAUUUGUGCAAUUGCAAUGACAGAACCAGGAGCUGGCAGCGAUCUGCAGGGUGUAAGAACAUACGCCAAGAAGGAUGGCAGUGACUGGAUUCUGAAUGGUAACAAGGUGUUUAUCUCAAAUGGUUGGAUGGCAGACCUGGUGGUGGUUGUAGCCGUGACCAAUCGUGAUGCAAAGACAGCAGCUCACGGGAUCAGCUUGUUCCUGGUAGAGGAUGGCACGAAAGGUUUCCAGAAAGGACGCAAGUUAGAAAAAAUUGGUCUCAAAGCACAGGACACAGCUGAGCUCUUCUUUGAGGAUGUGCGACUUCCUUCCAGUGCCCUCUUGGGCCAGCUCAACAAAGGUUUCUACUACCUGAUGAAUGAACUACCACGGGAACGUCUAGUGAUUGCCGACAUGGCCAUAGCAAGCUGUGAGUUCAUGUUUGAGGAAACCAGAAAUUAUGUUAUGCAGCGGAAGGCUUUUGGCAAGACCAUUGCUCAUCUACAGACUGUGCAGCACAAGCUGGCAGAGCUGAAGACCGAGAUCUGUGUGGGCCGAACCUUUGUCGAUAACUGCCUUCAGCUUCUUUCUGAGAAACGACUGGAUCCAUCCACUGCCUCCAUGGCCAAGUUCUGGGCAUCUGACCUCCAAAACAAGGUGGCCACUCAGUGCCUGCAGCUCCAUGGAGGAUGGGGCUACAUGUGGGAAUACCCCAUUGCCAGGGCAUUUGUUGACUCACGUAUUCAACCAAUCUAUGGAGGCACCAAUGAGAUAAUGAAGGAGCUAAUUGCUCGUAACAUUGUCAGCACGAAUUGAGACAUUUGGAGGGUUUGGAUGCGUCAAAGAUGUCCCAUCAGAACCUUUAUCCCGCAUUCCCGUCCACAUGCAUAAUUCAGAGCACUAACUGGUUCUCUGUGAUCAAACAUUUGUUUGGUGUAGCAUCUAUGAUAGAUGAUAAUCUAAAUUUAUGUGAAUAUUUUAUCAUGACAUUGUCAUAUGUUUGGAUAGAAACUGAUUGGUUUUUAAUAUCUUGUGUUUAUUUUGUAGAUUUGGACACAUGGAAACUUUCUAACAUAAAGAUUCAUAUACACAAUAUCACUAAAACAUGGGCAACUACGACCUUUUUGUUAUUUUUUUAGUCACAUAUGUCAUAAUAAAAGUGUGUGAAUGCCAUUCAAACGAAAACCUAAAUUAGAUUCAUUUCUGCACUAUGUAACUUCCACCAGUAGGUGGCAGCAAGUGAUUACCAGAGUUGGUACAAUAUUUCUGUGGGCUUUUAUUUGAAUUUAGCUUGUAAAAGCUGUGAGUGAAUUGUUUAAAGUAAGUAUAUUUACAACGUUUUCAGUUCUGUUUUGCAGGUUUAUAUAUACAUAUUUGUGUUUGUUAUUAUGCUCUUUCAAAGUAUCCUGCUGGUUGUGAAAUUGUGUUCUUUGUGAUUAAGCAGUCAGCAUCCCUGCCAUGAAAGUUGUAGCUACCGGUCCUCCUUCCCCUCAUGUCUCCCCCAUGUUCACCCCGCCUUCCCACUCUUCCCUCAUUAUCCCCCCCCCCCCCCCCCCCCCCCCACACACACACACACACACACACACACACCGUUUCCCUCGCACUCUUUUUCCUCAGCAACAGCCACACCCCAGUACUGCAGCUCUGCAGGGCCUUCAACCCCUCUAUCCCAGUUAUUACGGUAAAAUAAGCUGAGGCUUUAUUUAUUUAUUUUUUUCUUUACAAUGACUUUCAUAGGAAGGCAGAGAUGGGGAACCAUCCAGAAGUGUUAAGAUAAAAGUUGAUACUAAUUGAUUUUCCCACGAAAACAGUCAAAAGUUGGAUAUUUCACAGAGAGCUCAAGGAAGAUGACCACAUUGUGCUUAAUGAAGCUGUAUUUGUUUCAUUUGUUUAUUUGAUAGAUGCUUUUAUCCAACGCAACAUACAAUUGUUAACCUAUAGGACAUGUUGUGAUCUGUGGGGAAAACCGGAGUAUCCGGAGGAAACCGACGCAUGCAUGGGGAGAACACGCAACUCUAGUAGAAAGACUGCAGCCGGGUUUCGUACCUGCAACCUUCUUGCUGCGAGGCAACAUUGCAAACAACUGUGCCACCAUGCAGUUUGUUUACUAAGUAAAUGACAAAAACAAGUAAUCAUGUUGAUUACUAUGUCUUGUGAAGGAUUGAAAGAAGUUCUAUUAUGCAGAAGUAGCCAAAUGAUUGUGUCUGUUCAGUAAAUUAAAAUUCACUUGGA